AUGGUCCGUCUAAGGGAAAUUCCCAGAACUGCGGCUUUCGCCUGGUCACCAGGUCCAGAGACGCCUUUGGUUGUCACGGGUACCAGGGCUGGGGCUGUUGAUGCGGAUUUCUCUGAUGAGACGAAGCUGGAGCUUUGGGAUUUAAGCUUGGAUAACGACGAGCAAGGUGUAGAACUACAACCUAUUGCUAGCAUUAGCACAGACUCCAGAUUUCACGACAUUGCAUGGGCACCAGCAAACGCAGACCAUCCGCGGGGCAUAAUCGCAGGCGCACUUGAGAAUGGAUCGUUGGACUUGUGGGAUGCAGAGAAACUUAUACAAGGAGCUGAGGAUGCUUUCAUGUCUAGGACGACGAAACAUACGGGUGCUAUCAAGUCUCUUCAAUUUAACCCAUUGAAACCACAAAUCCUAGCUACUGCUGGCUCCAAGGGCGAGCUGUUCAUCUACGACGUAAACGAUAUCUCCAAUCCAUUUAGAUUAGGCACAGCUGCCGCACGAUCGGAUGACCUCGAAUGUGUUGCAUGGAAUAGAAAAGUUCCCCAUAUUUUGGCAACUGGUGGAAGCGGAGGAUAUGUUACCGUCUGGGAUUUGAAGACAAAGAAGGCCUCUCUACAAUUGAGCAACAACCGAAAAGCAGUAGGAGCGAUUGCAUGGGAUCCAAAUAAUGCGACAAAGCUUUUGACUGCUACACCUGACGAUUCUACACCGGUCAUCCUUUUGUGGGAUCUCAGAAACUCAAAUGCGCCGGAGCGUACUUUACAAGGACAUAUCCAGGGGAUUUUGUCAUUGUCCUGGUGUCAACAAGAUGCCGAUCUUCUAAUAUCUUGCGGUAAAGAUAACAGAACUUUAAUCUGGAACCCUCAAACUGGGGAACAAUAUGGAGAAUUUCCUGAAGUCACCAAUUGGACCUUCCAGACUAGAUUCAAUCCACACAACCCCGCAUUAUCUGCCACUGCGUCCUUUGAUGGAAAGAUAGCUAUCCAGACCUUACAAAACACAAACCCUACCGCAUCCCAAGCCCCUGUUGCAGGUCCAAUUGAUGGCGAGGACUUUUUCACCAAGGCUCAAACUGAGCCUCAAGGGGCUUCAUUUUCAUUGAACAAAGCUCCUAAGUGGCUUGAACGACCGGUUGGAGCUUCUUUCGGAUUUGGUGGCAAAUUAGUGAGCUUUAAUUUGUUACCCACUGCAGCAGGAAAGCCUAGAUCCUCUAAGAUCCAAAUUUCUCAAUUUACAGUUGAUUCAGACGUAGGAUCUGCUACUGAGUCUUUCGAAAAUGCCCUCAAAGCCGGGGAUAUUAAGAGCAUUUGCGAAACACAUAUUGAUCAGGCCAAGACUGAGGAAGAGAAGGCAGACUGGAAAGUUAUUGAGACAUUGAUUGCAGCCAACCCUCGAAAGCAAGUCACCGAAUACCUUGGAUUUUCUGAUGUAGACGAGAUUACGAAUGGUGUAUCAGGACUUGACGUAGAGGAUGCUGAAAAGUCGGAAGAAGCGCCAGCUGAUGCCAAUGGAGAAGCAGGAAAGAACAAUAGAUUAUCUACACUUUUCGAUGGUGCCGAAGGUGAUGACUUUUUGACGGAUAUUCCAGCAAAUAAGGGAGCCAAGACGGACAAUCCUUUCCAUCUAUUUGCUGAGUCCGAUUCGGCCUCGGAAAAACAAAUUACCAAAGCUUUGAUGCUUGGCCAGUUUGAAAAAGCGAUGACUGUCUGUCUUAAGGAGGAUCGUAUUGCUGAUGCAUUCAUCAUUGCCAAUUGUGGUGGAAAAGAGUUGUUGGAUAAAGUUCAAACUGCCUACCUAGCCAAGAAGGCAGAAGGCCCCAACUAUCUACGACUCCUUAGCUCAGUCAUUGGCAAAAACUUGUGGGAUGUUGUAUACAAUGCUGACUUGGAGAACUGGAAAGAGUCGAUGGCAACUUUAUGCACAUAUGCCGAUCCAGCUCAAUUCCCAGACCUCUGUGAAGCACUUGGUGAUAGGCUAUUGGAAUCUGGCACUGCAAAGGAUGCUUCAUUCUGUUUCUUAGUUGGUUCAAAGUUGGAGAAGGUCAUCAACAUCUGGAUUUCCGAACUUCAAGAGAACGAGAAGCAUGGCAUUGAAGAACAAGAAGGCGAUUCUACAUUCUCCGUACAUGCAAAGUCACUCCAAAACUUUAUUGAAAAGGUUACAGUAUUCCGCAAUGUCACCAAAUUUCAAGAUCCCGAGCAGAGUUUGACAUCAGAUUGGAAAUUGGCGGCUUUGUACGACAAAUAUACAGAGUAUGCGGACAUUGUUGCUGCUCACGGACAUCUCUCAAUUGCUGAAAGAUAUCUUGAUCUUCUUCCAGCUCAGUACCCUGCUGCAGAAGUUGCACGAGACCGAGUCAAGCGUGCAUCAAGAAAGGUUGCCCCUACCACUACCGUAAGACAGCCAGCAGUCUCGUCAAGAGUGCCAGCACGUGCUCAGCCAGCCGCAUAUCAACAGCCGAUUCCUGCUGCUGUGGCACCCCCAGUUCAAUCUGCUCCAAAUCCAUACGCUCCACCUGCCGCUACUGCUCCAGCUUCUAAUCCUUAUGCGCCACCCACUUCAGGUGCUUCUAAUCCAUAUGCACCUGCAGCAAGCGCUUACGCACCACAAGGUUACCAGCCACCACAACCAUCUCAGCCUGCUUAUGCACCUUCGUACGGAGCAUAUGGAGCAGCUCCAUCAGGUUAUGGAGCACCUCAACAAUCAUUUGGAGCCCCUCCUCCGAGAAACACAACUCCAUCAGCUCCACCUGCAUCUAAAGCUAAAGACAUGACAAACUGGAAUGACACACCUUUCGUAACAAAGGUUCCUACUGCUAGAAGAAGUACUCCUGUUGCAAAUCCAUUCCCAAAUCAACAGGGUGCUUCAAUGCCACCUCCAGCAAACCCAUAUGGUGCUUCCAGGGCAACCCCCCCACCUCCUCCACCCAAGGGAUCAGCCCCACCCCGUAUUAGUUCACCAUUGACGACUGCACCACCUCCCAGACCAUCAUCCACGGCCAAUGCAUAUACUCCUCAAGCACCCCCUGCUCAAUCACCAUAUGCAUCGAUACCACCACCUACAAUUCCUCGUGGAGCUUCUCCAUAUAAUCCCCCACCUACCGGGGCUGCACCUACAAGCAGAUACGCUCCAUCUCCAGCAGCACAACAAUACUCCCAACCACCUCCAUCAAAUAUCGCUCCACCUCCUCAGGGAGGUAUGAGACCACCUCCAUCUAACCCAUAUGCGCCACCGUCAGCUGCACCACCUAGCCAGUACGCGUCAUCUCAAUCACCAUAUGAAAGCCAGCCUCCACCUGCACAGUUUCAGAACCAAGGUCCGCCUCAGGGUCCUCCUCAAACUCAACAAGGGCCACCGCAAGGCCCUCCAAUGGGCGGUUCUCGACCACCAACUGGGCCUCCUAGAGCUCCUGCCGUUGCAGCUGCUCCAGCAAAACCUAAGCACCCUGCUGGUGAUAGAUCACAUAUUCCUGAAUCUGCUCAGAGAAUGGUCGAAAUAUUCACUAGUGACAUGCAAAGAGUAGCCUCGAAAGCUCCAGCAAAUUUUGCUCCUCAAGUGAAAGACACUCAGAAGCGCCUCAACAUUUUGUUUGAUCAUCUGAAUAAUGAGGAACUUGUGAAAUCUGACACUAUCGAGAAAUUGACCCAGUUGGCGGAGGCACUUCAAUCUGGUGACUACGAAACAGCAAGCAGGAUGCAAGUCGACAUUCAUCGUGAAAAGCCUGAUGAGUGUGGCAAUUGGAUGGUCGGUGUCAAACGAUUAGUUAGUAUGAGCAAAGUCACUCCUUAG
Messenger RNA from Botrytis fragariae, 3786 nucleotides. RefSeq names its product putative transport protein sec31 protein. The record is from RefSeq and is a predicted model, not a curated record. Lineage: Eukaryota; Fungi; Ascomycota; Leotiomycetes; Helotiales; Sclerotiniaceae. The coding region runs from base 1 to 3786 and encodes 1261 amino acids. Gene Ontology annotation, molecular function: structural molecule activity; protein binding. Gene Ontology annotation, cellular component: endoplasmic reticulum exit site; COPII vesicle coat. Gene Ontology annotation, biological process: endoplasmic reticulum organization; COPII-coated vesicle cargo loading; endoplasmic reticulum to Golgi vesicle-mediated transport. The transcript is spliced from 3 exons.